Molecule: messenger RNA, 294 nt
Organism: Blepharisma stoltei
Lineage: Eukaryota; Ciliophora; Heterotrichea; Heterotrichida; Blepharismidae
Source: the annotation of a GenBank genome assembly
AUGAAAUCUGUAGCUAAUUCUGUUAAAUUUUAUUCAAAGUGCAUUUUAAGGCAUAGAUUUUAUAUAGAAAUUUCCCAUAGAUGGCGCAGUUUGCCCUUGAUUUGCCCACUGUGAAAAUUUUUUGGUUCGACCAGUACCAUAUGGUUUGGUCAAACCAAAAAAUUUUUUCAGUGGGCAAAUCAAGGGCAAACUGCGCCAUCUAUGGGAAAAUUCUAUAAAUUAAAUAAAUAUAUGAUUCCAAUUUUUGCGAAUUUGGUUUUUCUAAAUUUCGAAAAAAAUUCUAUAAAAUUUUAA